AUGCUGGACACUCUUGGCAAUCUUUCUCUCCAUAAGUCCAAUGAUGCAAAGUUGUUUCCCGUGGCCCUAAUCGCUUUUAUUGACUUGAUCGGUUCAGAAGUGAGUGAUGACAUCGUUGAAUGUGUCCUCUCGCAACUUUGUCGAUGGCUAAAGCGUACAAGAUGUCCCAUGUCCGAAAAGGCUCAGAACCUUUUUAAGGAUCGUCUUUCUUCGCCAAAGACCUCGUCGAAUGUUCGACUAGCUCUCCUCAAAUGCCUUGAUCAGGCCUACCGCUCAGGCGUCAGGAUAGCGAAAACGUUCACUCCGCUGCUCGUGAGUAUUGCUCGGUCGGCAAAGACAGAGGCUCCAGCAUCUCCAAAGGUGUGCGAGGCCCAAGCUGCCGCCUGUCUUUGGCUCCAGAUGAACAGCACGCCCGAUAAGACCCCGGACUCCCUCUGGGAAGUCCUAGAAGGCAUCAAGGUUGACAGAAAAGAGGCUGUAGAAAAUGCAGAGUCCCUGCCCAUUUGGCUGCGGCACCGAUUUCUGCUUGCCGCCUCUGAGGAUGUUCAGUCCUAUCUGGUUCAUGUGAUAUACCUCCUUCUCUCGAAUCACCCUUCCGAGCUGUCCGAUGAUCAGAAAAGUUGCUUCUACCGGACACUGUUGCUGCUGUGGCUCUACACGGACUCCAAGUCCGUCCUCGUCGAUAUUCGAUGCUGCCUCACAUUCCACACGAUGAAAGAUCCCUGUGGUCGCAGCCAGGCCCUUCUCGCCUCCCUGACCCAGUUAGUUGAUGAUGGUGAGAAGGCCAGAUCGGCACCGGCCAGUAUCGCCUCAAAUGACCUG
Dibothriocephalus latus is the source of this 822-nucleotide messenger RNA. Lineage: Eukaryota; Metazoa; Platyhelminthes; Cestoda; Diphyllobothriidea; Diphyllobothriidae. The record is from the annotation of a GenBank genome assembly.